UGUACAUUCAAUCAAGUGUGCGUGUUCCGGUACGUUGGCAGUGUAGUCGUGAGCAACGAACUAAAUAACACGCUUCCACAUCCCCACGACAGCGUACGGAACUUGACAUUCAGCGUUCGGCCCCGGCGGCAACAUUCUCAUUUGCAAACUAAACGCAGUAGCAGCACGAUCCACAGGAUUGCCUCCAGCAAUUAAACUAUUCCACCAAUCAACAUGACGACCCUGUUGCGAAACAUCAACGAUGAGGUGUUCCGGACGUACAUAUUUUGGGCGGCUGUGCUGGUGGUGAAGAUGCUUGCCAUGUCUUUACUGACUGGCCGUCAGCGAUUCAGGAAGAAGGUAUUCGCCAACCCAGAAGACAUUCAGCCCAACAAGAAAGGUGUGGCACCGAAGUUCGACGAUCCGGACGUAGAGCGUGUGCGUCGGGCCCAUAGAAAUGAUCUGGAGAAUAUUCUUCCCUUCUUCACUGUUGGUCUGCUGUACAUGCUGACUAACCCGGAGCCGUUUAUUGCAAUUAAUCUAUUCCGUGCAGUGGCUAUUUCUCGUAUUCUACACACGAUUGUAUACGCAGUGGUCGUUAUUCCACAGCCAGCCCGUGGCCUUUCUUGGGGAGUAGCCUACGGAGCAACUGCUUACAUGGCAGUCAAAACCGCUCUAUUUUUCCUUUAGAUGGUGUUUUCACUGUGUAGCAUAAACAUUCAUCCCAGCGGAUGCAAAAUCAUCACCAGUGCAAUUGUCUACCUCCCGCAUCGAAAAAUAAAACGUUCUUUCGAGGAAGUGCAAUACGCAUUGUCCAUCAUGUGUAUAGUUCAUAUCCAA
Molecule: messenger RNA, 819 nt
Organism: Anopheles stephensi (Asian malaria mosquito)
Lineage: Eukaryota; Metazoa; Arthropoda; Insecta; Diptera; Culicidae
Product: microsomal glutathione S-transferase 1-like
Exons: 3
Coding region: 214-669 (151 amino acids)
Cellular component (GO): membrane
Source: RefSeq, a predicted model, not a curated record